This is a messenger RNA of Raphanus sativus (radish), 2299 nucleotides long. RefSeq lists its product as uncharacterized. The transcript has 15 exons. The record is from RefSeq and is a predicted model, not a curated record. The coding region runs from base 165 to 2174 and encodes 669 amino acids. Gene Ontology annotation, cellular component: nuclear speck. Gene Ontology annotation, biological process: mRNA splicing, via spliceosome. Gene Ontology annotation, molecular function: zinc ion binding; mRNA binding. Lineage: Eukaryota; Viridiplantae; Streptophyta; Magnoliopsida; Brassicales; Brassicaceae.
AGUUAGGGUUCUUCUUAGAGUCAUUGCUUCCAUGCUUUGUUCUCUUGAUUUCGAAUCAUAUCAUGGAAACCCAUUAGUCAUUGUUUCCAUUACGAAAUUGAAUCGAAAAGAAGUUUUUCCUUCUAAAUCUGGUUACAGCUUCGUAUACGUUCAAAGACUUGAAGAUGCCUCGCUACGAUGAUCGUUACAGCAGCAAUGACAGAUACGGCGGCGCACGUCUCUAUGUGGGACACCUCUCCUCUCGAACAAGGGAACGCGAUCUUGAACACCUCUUCAGCAAAUACGGAAGACUGGACGGAAGAGACUUUGAUGGAAGCCGUAUCACUGUCGAGUUUGCCAGAGGGACACCUCGUGGUUCCCGGGAGUUUUCCUCGAGCAGAGGCCCUCCUCCAGGGAGUGGUCGUUGCUUCAACUGUGGUCUUGAAGGUCACUGGGCUCGAGAUUGCUCUGCUGGUGACUGGAAGAACAAAUGUUAUCGAUGUGGAGAUAGGGGUCACAUCGAGAGGAACUGCAAGAACAGUCCUAAGAAGCUCAGGCGGGACGCAAGUUACUCAAGAUCGCCGGUUAGGUCUCGGUCUAGGUCUCCUCGUCGCAGAAGAAGAAGCCCCAGCAGAAGCUAUAGCCGCGACCGUAGCUACAGCCGCUCCAGGUCACCGGUUAGGAAGGAAAAGGAUCAUAGUCCUGAAGCUGCAAGAAGCAGAAGCCCUGAAACUGCAAGGAGCAGAAGCCCCGAAGCUGCAAGGAGCAGAAGCCCUGAACCAAUGGCGGACAACUCUCCUCCAUCCAAAGAUAGGAAGCGAAGUUCGACUCCUGAAGAAGGCAGCCCAAUGCGUGAGAAAUACUUGAAGAUGCCUCACUACGAUGAUCGUUACAGCAGCAAUGACCGAUACGGCGGCGCACGUCUCUAUGUGGGACACCUCUCCUCUCGAACAAGGGAACGAGAUCUUGAACACCUCUUCAGCAAAUACGGAAGAAUUCAAGAUUUGGACAUGAAACGAGACUAUGCCUUCAUUGAAUUCAGUGAUCCUAGAGAUGCUGAUGAUGCGAGGUACAGGUUGGACGGAAGAGACUUAAAUGGAAGCCGUAUCACUGUUGAGUUUGCGAGAGGGAUACCUCGUGGUUCCCGGGAGUUUUCCUCGAGCAGAAGCCCUCCCCCAGGGAGUGGUCGUUGCUUCAACUGUGGUCUUGAAGGUCACUGGGCUCGUCGAGAUUGCUCUGCUGGUGACUGGAAGAACAAAUGUUAUCGAUGUGGAGAUAGGGGUCACAUCGAGAGGAACUGCAAGAACAGUCCUAAGAAGCUCAGGUGGGACGCAAGUUACUCAAGAUCGCCGGUUAGGUCUCGGUCUAGGUCUCCUCGUCGCAGAAGAAGAAGCCCCAGCAGAAGCUAUAGCCGUGACCGUAGCUACAGCCGCUCCAGGUCACCGGUUUGUGUUGCUCUCCACCACCACCGCGAAUCGUUUCCACUCCCUCCAUUUACAUUCGCUGUGAAUACGACGCCGGCGGCGACAAUGGAUCUUCCCGGGGACCUGCUGAUGGAGGUGUUCGACCUUCUACCUCCCUCGACAGCCAGGAUCUGUCCCGAGGUGAGUUGGGCCUGGAGUCAGUCCUACCGGGUCCGCCAGACGUCGCUCACCCUUAGAGACACCCCGUUCAGCUACUUCCCGCUGAGGGCUCGGGGAUACUUCGGUUUGGUUAGCCUCACGCUUGACUUCAGUCUGUCAGACUAUCCGGAGCCUGGACAGACUGUCAGCACGGUUGGAGGAGGAAGGUUGGUUCAGCUCGUGACGGACCAGCAUCUGGCGACCGUAGCUGCAGAGUUCCCGAGGCUGGAGAGACUUGAGCUGCUAGGCUGUGAUUUGGUUACAGGUGCGGGGCUGACACAUCUGGUGCGACAGUGUGGACGUUUAGACUGCCUACGUCUUCGGGACUGUCGUCAUUUUGACGACACUGCAGUGAUAGGAGUUGUGAGAGCCUCGAGGAGCCUCCAGCAUCUGCAGAUCUCGUUUUGCGAAGUGAGUGCAGCAGGUCUCUUGACGCUUAGUACGCUGACGAGGGUCACAGCACGGGGUUGUCCGCGUUCAGAGGCGUUGGGUGUGUCUACCCACAGCAGAUUUGAGACAUAUUCUUCCCUCUCUCAUUUUUUCCAGUCGGAGAAUAGAAAAGUAGACUUUUAAAGCUAGUUACUUUAGGGGUAAAACUGAAUAUAGGGGUAAAAAAUGUUUGGAAAGUGAUUGUUGUUGUUGGAUGUGCACGUUUUGUAUCAUUUGGAAAAGAACUAUUUGAAUGAUCAUAUGAGGCA